Molecule: messenger RNA, 1059 nt
Organism: Sclerotinia borealis F-4128
Lineage: Eukaryota; Fungi; Ascomycota; Leotiomycetes; Helotiales; Sclerotiniaceae
Source: the annotation of a GenBank genome assembly
AUGGAACCCGUGCCGGAACUCCACUCUCUUGAGGAAUUCAGAGCUUCUCCAGUACCACGAUUAAGAUUACAAGAAUCUGCUCUUUACGACAGUCAAACUCCAAUCAAGGAUCGAGAACAAUCCGGUAGACCUCCGACUCUUCGACGAACUACAGAACCAAUACCUCAAUCACCUCGUUCCCCAGGAUGGUCAUCCCCUGUCACUCCUUCAAUUCCUUAUCGACCUCGGAAUACUUCACCAUAUGCUCGAGGCCAUUUUAGAUCAAAAUCAAACAGCAGUGCACUUGCCCCUCCAAUGUCGCGAGCACAAUCACUUCCAGGAGUAAAUGGAGCUGGACAUUUGCUCAUGUCUCCUCAAAGACCUGCGAGUCCUUUGGGCUCACCAGCUCGAGUUCGCAUACCUAGAAAACCAGCAGAUGAAGUGUUUCCAGGAUUUCCGAAUCGUGCUUUGAUUGACAUCAGUGAGGGUGGCCAGUUACCUACAGAGGAGGAUACUUCAAAAAUAUCGGAUCGGAGUGCCUCACCAAUCUUAGGUAUACCUUCCACCGGUAGUUAUACACGAGUACGAAGACCAGCUUCCCCUUUACGACAUCUUGGCCCAACAAGUCCUUUGACUGGUGGCACAACACCCACGACACCAUCCUCCUCGACUUCAUCCCCUUCAUACUACACAACGAAAUUCAGCGAAUCCUACCUCACCUCCAAUAACUCUAGCAGUUCGUUGUAUUAUCCUGGUUCAUACACAUCUUCCUCUGUUCCUUCCACACCUACCUCUACCAGAUCUCGCAGCCCGAGUAUAUCUAGCUUGGAAACAAUACCCGAUACACCAGAUGCAGAAGAAGCUGCCCUAGAAGCGGAGAGGAUUGCUCAGUUGAAAGCUGCCGCAGAUGCCGCAGAUGGAGUCGAAGGUGAAGAUGCCAAAUCAAGAGGACUUGACACUACUGGAGGCCGUGGUAGAGUUCUAGGAGGAUUUGGUUCACGAGAUAAGAGAAAACGCUGGAGUGUGUGCGGUGCGGAAAGAAGAGGUGAUUUGAAUCUAGAUACCAUUUGGGAGGAUUGA